GAUACUCCUGUCAUCGACAGCAACAUGAAGCGAUUUCAAGUUAUACCACUGAGUUUAAUUUUCUUUUUAGUAAUACCCAUCAGCCAAUGUUUUCAGAGAAGUGAGCACGGAGAAUCUAGCGGUCGUCACAAACGCUCGGUGAUUCUUCUUCCUGCAAACACAAGCAUUACGAUCACUUUCGAUCUCUCAAUGCCGGUUCGCGCUCUCGCUCAACAGUCAGGAUUUUACAACAUGAGAGUGCCUUUUCGUUUCUUCAUUCCGACUUAUGACCAGCUAACAUCUUUUUACGGACGCGAUGAGAGUCGCGAGGAUGACGUCAAUGAGAUUGAGCAGAUUCAUCGACAAGAACAGGAGCGCGCAAACGAAGAACGCCGCUACAUCUAUAAGAAUAUGGAGUCCCUGUUGUCAAGUUUUGGAAUCGAUGGAAUGGCUUGCGUUCAACGAGCUAUAUGUGAGUUGUCCGAGGCACCGAUUGGUCACAAUGAUCUUUUAGGAAAUACUUUGAGUCUCCUACUAACACCUCCUACGGUAGCUGAUUUCGGCAGAUGGAUUUUAGGAAACCACGAUAAAUCAGACAGUCAGAAAGCGGAACAAGAAAAAUGUGUUGCCUGUGAGACAAUCGAUGAGCCUUAUGAAGAUGAGUACGUUAGAGCAUAUCGUGAUGGAAAACAAGGCAAGUGUUCACACCGCUAUGGCUUAGAAUGCCCAAUAUCGUUCUUUACCAUUUUUAAUCUUUGAGUUAUAUUAUAUUGACCCUUGGUACCGCACAAACAAUAUAAAUUAUGUCAUCAUUGUA
Daphnia pulicaria is the source of this 796-nucleotide messenger RNA. RefSeq lists its product as uncharacterized. NCBI's taxonomy places the organism in Eukaryota, Metazoa, Arthropoda, Branchiopoda, Diplostraca, Daphniidae. Bases 25 to 738 code for a protein of 237 amino acids. The transcript has 3 exons. The record is from RefSeq and is a predicted model, not a curated record.